AUGAAAUUUAAAUUCUGUGGUGAAUUAGAUGCACCUGAUUGGUUACUAAGAGAAAUCAGUACACUCUCAAAGAUUACCAAUAUAAGAAUUAAAUUGUUAACAGUACAGGUUAUUAAUAGUUUCAAUGGUGACAACAUAGAUUUUGAAAAAGUAGAGAAAUUAGUAAAGGAUGCAGGUUUUCAAUUGGGAGAUAUCAAAGCUUUGAUUGCAGCCAUUCAUUUUAUCGUAUUCAAUGCAGUCAAGAAUGAUGUCGACGAAGCAACACUAUCGAAUGAAUUACAACAGCUAGGUCUACCAAAGGAGCAUUGUGACUCUAUAUCACGUGCAUUCCGUGAACAUAAAGAUAAAUUACGUUCAAUCUUUUAUAAUAAUACAUUAAAAUAUUGGAGAGUCGAUUAUUUACUCAGCUCCAAUACAGUAAGCGAAGUGAACACACCAAAUAUCCAAUUGAAUCUAAAGAUUAAGAAUCCAUCAAAUGGUGAACUCACUUAUCACCCAUUUGAAAUCAGUGCAAAGAAAUUCAAUGUAUUAUAUUAUGAACUUAAAGCUGCCAAAUCACUAAUGGAAGAAUCACAAUAG
Molecule: messenger RNA, 579 nt
Organism: Heterostelium album PN500
Lineage: Eukaryota; Evosea; Eumycetozoa; Acytosteliales; Acytosteliaceae
Gene: commd4
Product: COMM domain-containing protein 4
Exons: 6
Coding region: 1-579 (192 amino acids)
Source: RefSeq, a predicted model, not a curated record